This is a messenger RNA of Ipomoea nil (Japanese morning glory), 878 nucleotides long. Its product is annotated as GTP-binding protein SAR1A-like. The transcript has 4 exons. NCBI's taxonomy places the organism in Eukaryota, Viridiplantae, Streptophyta, Magnoliopsida, Solanales, Convolvulaceae. The record is from RefSeq and is a predicted model, not a curated record. Gene Ontology annotation, cellular component: endoplasmic reticulum exit site; COPII vesicle coat. Gene Ontology annotation, biological process: endoplasmic reticulum to Golgi vesicle-mediated transport; membrane organization; vesicle organization. The coding region runs from base 136 to 717 and encodes 193 amino acids. Gene Ontology annotation, molecular function: GTPase activity; GTP binding.
UUAAAAUACAAUGUUCCACCGAGUACAAACUUUUCUCUCCAUCUCAGCCGUUUUUCUCUGACUAAUUGCCGUCUGGUUUUCCGGUGGAGUCUUCCAGAAUUUCUGCCGGUGAGUUUGUUUGCUAAAAGCAGAGAGAUGUUUCUAUUGGAUUGGUUUUAUGGAAUAUUGGCGUCGCUAGGGUUAUGGCAGAAGGAGGCAAAGAUCCUAUUUUUGGGCCUUGAUAAUGCAGGCAAAACGACGUUGCUUCAUAUGUUGAAAGACGAGAGGUUGGUGCAGCAUCAACCAACACAAUACCCAACGUCAGAGGAGCUAAGUAUUGGGAAAAUUAAGUUCAAGGCUUUUGAUUUGGGCGGCCAUCAAAUUGCUCGAAGAGUCUGGAAAGAUUAUUAUGCCAAGGUGGAUUCUGUUGUGUAUCUUGUUGAUGCAUAUGACAAAGAGAGAUUUGCAGAGUCGAAGAAGGAACUGGACGCACUGCUCUCAGACGAGUCAUUGGCAAAUGUCCCGUUUCUUAUUCUAGGGAACAAGAUUGACAUACCAUAUGCAGCUUCAGAAGAUGAGCUGCAAUAUUACUUGGGCUUAAGCGGUGUCACAACUGGAAAGGGCAAUGUUAAUCUCGCUGAUUCAAAUGUCCGCCCAAUCGAGGUUUUCAUGUGCAGCAUUGUGCGGAAGAUGGGAUAUGGUGAGGGCUUUAGGUGGAUGUCUCAGUACAUCAAGUAGGAAAAUGGUGAGGGUUUUUAAUUUUCUGUAAUAUCAUCUUAGACUUAAUUUGUGGGUUGGUAGAGUAAAAUUUGUGUGUUACAUCUUCCUAGGGUGAUAUAAUCUGAAACCAAUAAGGUGCAUUUUCUGGUUAAUAUCAAUUGUUUGAGUACCUGUUACCA